AUGGAACCCGAAGGCCCACCCGAACUCGUAGCAUCCAGAAGUUGUCGUAACGAUAAGAAGCUGGUGGCGUUUAUACUUGAACAGCGAAUGAAAUUGAAUGAAUCUUGCUCGCCAACCAUCACGUUUUAUAGUAACGUUAAGAAUAACAUGCAUGCAUUGUGGUUCUACAAUUACUGCGAGUACUACAUUACUCACUAUUCUUCGAGUUGGCCAAACACCACCAAACUGAAAAUGUAUCUACUUGUGCAGCUGAACCUAUUGAUCGCCUACAGCACACCCGGUUCUAAGCAACUCACGGAAGGAUACUUGAAGCGAGCUCGAAUCGCAUACGCCAGCGAGGAAGACUUCUACUGCCUGUAUAACAUUUUACAUGCAAAAGAAGUCAAUACGACCCAUUUCGCAACCGAUGCCUCCGCACAGACUUUAUUCGAUAGAGCUCGUAUGCGAAGAAAUGGAGUUGCUCAUCCGACCCCUUAUAAAUACCGCAUGUUUGAGAAUCACUUAAGCCAAGUGGAGUGCAAAGAAUCAGUUAAGCAUGGCCGUCAUCUCAAUGCUCGCCGCAGCCUGCCAACAGGAAGUACGGCUCUACGCGAGAUGCCAUACGUGAGUGUGCUCAUGAAUGAUUUUUGGGUGCGAUGUCACCAUUGUCUGAUCUACGCACCAUUCGUUCUCAUUCCGUGCCAAUCCUGCUCGUUGGCAAUGUUCUGUUCUGUGACCUGCCGUACACGUGCCUGCGAGGAAUAUCAUUCAAUGGAGUGUGCCAUAAUGCCAAUCCUAAUUGGACAGUGUACGCCCAUUGAGUUUCUCGCUCUGCGCCUUACAAUCCGUGUCUAUAAAAUGUUUCCCAUAACGUCGGAUGCACUCGUUGCGUACAUUCGAGGACUAUCUGACGACGUCAGAGCACAUGAUUACAGUGCACCUGAUGCGGAGGCAGAUUAUCGGAAGAUCUACAGAUUGGCUACCAACCGGCGCCAUUUGUCCAAACAAACCCUGACCUAUGACGGACUGAGAGCAGUCUCACUGGCUAAGAUGUUCGUGCGUGAACAUAAGCUACCGACCAGCUUUGAGGAAAUUCUAGCCGAGCUAACUGUACGCCAUUUGCACAUCCUUCGUGUCAACGCUUUAGUUCUGCAUUGCUCCAAGGAGGACAAUUCAAAAGAAGAGUACAAUUCGACAUCGGAGCCAUACGCACUAGUUCUGCUCACGACGGGCAGCAUGUUCAACCACUCAUGCAACGCAAACGUAGAAUAUCAUCUGUCGCGGGACGGUGAAAUUGUAUUUGUAACUAAUACUUACAUUCCAAAAGGCUCACAGAUGUACAUCGACUAUCGCAUUAAUCCCUUGGAUAGCAGAUAUGUCUUUGAAUGCUACUGUCAUCAGUGUGCAAGCAAACGUGUGCUAAGUCAACCAUCAUUUGUGUCGGAAUACAAGGGAGUGUUUUGA
Anopheles maculipalpis is the source of this 1443-nucleotide messenger RNA. Its product is annotated as SET and MYND domain-containing protein 4-like. The record is from RefSeq and is a predicted model, not a curated record. Gene Ontology annotation, molecular function: protein binding. The coding region runs from base 1 to 1443 and encodes 480 amino acids. The transcript has 2 exons. Lineage: Eukaryota; Metazoa; Arthropoda; Insecta; Diptera; Culicidae.